AUGGUUUAUCUCGUUGGUGCCAGCGCCGCCCAGGCUGCGGCUCGAUCCACGCUUCUUCGUGGCGCCCCGGCCGUCCAGGCUCGCGCAAUUCACGACCUUACCAUCAACCGCAAGACGGGCAAGCCCAUCAUCAAGUCGGGCCCAUACGCCGGUGGUCGAUCCUCGGUCUCGGGCCACGUUGUGACUGUAUUCGGCUGCACCGGCUUCUUGGGACGAUAUGUCGUCAACCGACUCGCGCAGAAGGGCUCGCAGGUCAUCAUUCCUUACCGUGACGAAGACGAGAAGAGGCACCUCAAGGUCAUGGGAGACCUCGGCCAGAUCGUGCCGAUGGAGUGGGAUCUUAGGAACGACGAGCAGAUCGAGGAGUGCGUGCGCCACUCGGACGUGGUCUACAACCUGACUGGACGACACUACGAGACCAAGAACUUCUCCUUCAACGACGUGCACGUCGCCGGCGCCCAGCGCAUCGCUCAGAUCGCCGAGUCUGCUGGUGUUGGCCGCCUGAUCCACGUCUCGCACCUGAACGCAGAUGCCGACUCGCCGUCGUCCUUCCUGCGAUCCAAAGCAGAAGGCGAGGCUGCCGUGAAGCGCGCUUUCGAAGGUGCCACCAUUGUGCGUCCCGGCACCAUGUGGGGACACGAGGACCGCUUCCUCAACCAGAUGGCCGUCUACCCCUACGCAUGGCGUGUCAACCACGGUCAGACCAAGAUGCGCCCCGUACACUCGCUCGACGUUGCACAGGCUCUCGAGAAGAUGCUCGAGGCUGACGUCACGUCGAUGGGCGCUACUUUCUCGCUUGCAGGCCCCAAGGAGUACACGAUCGGCCAGAUUCUCCAGCUCGUCGAGUCGCUCACCUUCACGUCGCUGGCCAAGCCCGGUCUCAACACCCCUAAGUUCGCCUUCAAGCUGGCUGCUAAGAUCGCCGACCUGGCAUGGUGGCCCAUGAUCUCGCCGGAUGAGGUGGUCCGUCGAUACAUCAACGACAAGCCGGAUGCACCGGGCACCAAGAGCUGGGCCGACCUCGCCAUGACCCCGGACACACUCGAAGACACCGCCGCGCCAUACUUGAGGAGAUACCGACCGACCACAAGGUUCGAGCAGCCCCUCGAGACGGGUGGUGCUCGUCUCAAGAAGCAAAAGUACCACGUGCUCGACUAA
Molecule: messenger RNA, 1158 nt
Organism: Moesziomyces aphidis
Lineage: Eukaryota; Fungi; Basidiomycota; Ustilaginomycetes; Ustilaginales; Ustilaginaceae
Source: the annotation of a GenBank genome assembly